AUGAGGAAAUCUAAGCGAUGUGAGCGUCUGCUGGAGAGGUUAGGCUGGGCGGAACGUAUGCGGCACCAGCACAUCCCGGGACAGUUUGUAUCAACAUCGGCAGAAUGCGCCGGCGAGGUUCGUGCUGUUAUGAAUUCUUCGUUCAAAGCUGUCAAAAAGAAGCAAAUCAGUGGCCAUCGUGGCGAAAGGGUUCACAUUUGCCUCUUCACAUUUCGCAUAAAAUCACAGAAGUUUGGUUAA
Gongylonema pulchrum is the source of this 240-nucleotide messenger RNA. The record is from the annotation of a GenBank genome assembly. NCBI's taxonomy places the organism in Eukaryota, Metazoa, Nematoda, Chromadorea, Rhabditida, Gongylonematidae.